AUUUGUCUCCUUAAAAUGAAAUUAGCCAUUUUUUGUUUGGUCACGCUGUGCGCUUAUGUCGACUGUGGUCACAGGAUAAUUCCAGGGCAUUUGCCAUAUGAUGGCUACCAUGAUUUGCACCUACCCCAUGAUCCACCAUUACACCCAGUGUUUGAUAAAGUACCAAUAACAUCAUUUACUUGUGCAGGGAGGGAACCUGGUUAUUAUGCUGAUGUCGAGGCAGGAUGCCAAGCUUACCACAUUUGUGCACAAAACACAGCAGCAUCGUUCCUAUGCACAAAUGGUACCCUCUUUAAUGAACAAUUCCAAGUGUGUGACCAAUUUUACAAUGUCCGAUGUGGAUCUCCUUAUAUAGACCUAUAAUUUAACCAUUGAUUUAUUUAUUUAACUUAUUAAAUAAAAAUAUUAAAA
Molecule: messenger RNA, 411 nt
Organism: Brassicogethes aeneus
Lineage: Eukaryota; Metazoa; Arthropoda; Insecta; Coleoptera; Nitidulidae
Source: the annotation of a GenBank genome assembly